AUGGCUGCCCAGGGGGAGGCCUCAGAGGAGAGGAUUUCCGAGUGUGACUAUGAUCUUCUCCCUGAGCUCUCUGUUCUUGGAGUCGAUGCAGUUCAGCUGGCAAAGCAGGAGGAAGAAGAAGCACAUAAAGAAAGAAUGAGAAUGCAGAAAGGCUUUAACGCACAGAUGCGCAGCGAAGCAAAGCGAUUAAAGACUUUUGUCACCUAUGACUCCUACAGCUCGUGGACGCCACAGGAGAUGGUGGCUGCUGGGUUUUACUUCACCGGGGUGAAAUCUGGGGUUCAGUGUUUCUGCUGUAGCUUAAUCCUCUUUCGUACCAGCCUCAGGAGACUUCCCAUAGAAAGCCACAAGAAAUUUCGUCCAGAGUGCGAGUUCCUUUUGGGCAAAGAUGUCGGUAACAUUGGCAAAUAUGACGUGAGGGUCAGGAGUCCAGAGAAGAUGCUGAGAGGGGGCAAAGCCAGGUUCCUAGCAGAGGAGGCCAGACUGGAGUCCUUCCAGAACUGGCCAUUUUAUGCCCACGGGACAUCCCCACGUGCACUGUCAGCGGCUGGCUUUGUCUUUACAGGUAAAAGGGACACUGUGCAGUGUUUCUCCUGUGGUGGAUGCCUAGGGAAUUGGGAAGAAGGAGAUGAUCCUUGGAAGGAGCAUGCCAAGUGGUUCCCCAAAUGUGAAUAUCUUCAAAGUAAGAAAUCCUCAGAAGAAAUUGCACAGUAUAUUCAAAGCUAUGAGGGAUUUGUUCAUGUGACGGGAGAACAUUUUGUGAAUUCCUGGGUCAAAAGAGAAUUACCUAUGGCAUCAGGCAAAAAGGACACUGUCCAGUGUUUUUCCUGUGGAGGAUGUGUGGAGAACUGGAAGGAAGGUGACAACUCAUUAGAAGAUCACACCAGGUUUUCUCCCAACUGUGUAUUUCUCCAAAAUAUGAAGUCCUCUGCAGAAGAGAUUCCAGACCUUGGGAGCCACAGGGAACUUCCUGAAGCCAUGGAAACCACAAGUGAAAGCAAUCACCAGGAUACAGUAGCCGUUCAUUCUACGAAGGCAGAGGCGGCUCAGAGUGAAGCCCCUUGGUUUCAAGAGGCCAAGAGUCUGAGUGAGCAACUGCGAGCAGCCUACAUCUCUGCCAGUUUCCGACGCUUGUCUUUACCUGACAUCUGCCCCAGCCUACGCACUGACCACUUGCUGGGCUGUGACCUGUCCAUUGUUUCAAAGCACAUCAGCAGGCCUGUGCAAGAGGUCCUGGUGCUGCCCGAGAUCCUUGCCAACUUGAACUCUGUCAUGUGUGUGGAGGGGGAAGCUGGCAGUGGAAAGACAGCCUUCCUGAAGAAAAUUGCUUUUCUCUGGGCAUCAGGAUGCUGCCCCCUGUUGAACAGGUUCCAGCUGGUCUUCUACCUCUCCCUUACUUCUACCAGACCAGACCAGAGCCUGGCCAACAUCAUCUGUGACCAACUCCUCAAGGCAGAAGGCUCUGUUUCUGAAGUGUGCCUGAGCAGCAGCAUCCAGCAGUUAAAGCAUCAGGUGUUAUUCCUUUUGGACGACUUUCAUGAAAUGAGCUCAGUCCCCCAAGUCAUAGAAAAACUGAUUGAAAGGAACUACUUGUCACGAAACUGCUUGUUGAUUGCUGUCCAUACAAACAGGGUCAGGGAUAUCCGCCCAUACCUAGAUACCAUCCUAGAGAUCAAAGAGUUUCCCUUCUAUAACACUGUGUAUGUAUUACGGAGUUUCUUCUCACAUAAUAUAACACAUCUGCAAGAGUUCAUGGUUUAUUUUGGAAAGAACAAAGGUUUACAAGGAAUCCACAGAACUCCCCUCUUUGUGGCAGCAGUCUGUGCUCACUGGCUUCAAAAUCCUUCUGACCCACCCCUUGAUGAUGUGGCUCUUUUCAAAUCCUACAUGGAAUGUCUUUCCUUAAAGCACAAAACUAGAGCUGAGCUUCUCAAAGCCACUGUGUCCUCCGGUGGUCAACUGGCCUUGAGAGGGCUUUUUUCAUCUUGCUUUGAGUUUAUUAGUGAUGACCUCAGAGAAGCAGGAGUUGAUGAUGAUGAGGAUCUGACCACCUGCUUGAUAAGCAAAUUCACUGCCCAGAGACUGAGACCAGUCUACCGGUUUUUAAGUCCUGAGUUCCAAGAAUUUCUUGCUGGGAUGAGGCUGAUUGAACUCCUGGGUUCAGAUAGGCAGGAAGACCAAAAUCUGGGACUUUGUUAUUUGAAAGAAAUUAACUCACCCAUGAAGGUUAUAAAUUUCUUCAACAAUUUUUUGAAGUAUGUCUCCAGCCACCCUUCUGCAAAGGCAGGGCCAAAAAUUGUAUCUCAUUUGCUUCAGCUGGCAAAUGACAAAGAGUCAUUUAAGAAUAUACCUGAAAAUGAGGAUUAUCAGAAACCUAAUCCAGAAACUUCACCAUGGAUGCAGCUCAUACAAGAGUGGUGGCAGGUUUCUCCGGAAGCUUUCUCUUCAUUCAUUUCAGAAACUUUAGUGGCCAUUGCUCUAAACUUUGCCUGUCAAAGCAACACAGUUGCUGCAUGUUCUCCAGUUAUUUUACGGUUCCUUCAAGGGAGAACACUGACUUUGAGAUUAUUGAAUUUACAGUACUUUGGGGACCACCCAGAAAGCCUGUCAGUGCUGAGGAGUAUCAAGAUCUCCAUAAAUGGAAAUAAAACUGCACCUAGAGUAAGUUAUUCAGAUAUGGAGAAAUGCUUUGAAACCCUACAGCCACCAACUAUAGAUCAGGACUAUGCAUCUGCUUUUGAACAUAUGAAUGAAUGGGAGGAAAAUGUUGCUAAAAAUGAAGAGAAUAUAAAGAACUUUAAGAAUAUCCAGUGCAAGCCCCCACCAUGCCUCAGUGGGGGCUAUUGGCAACUGUCUCCCAAGCAGUACAAGAUCCCCUGCCUAGAAGUGCACGUGGACAACAUGGGUCCAGCAGACCAGGAGAUGCUCCGGGUCCUAAUGGAAGUUUUCUCAGCUUCACAGCACAUUGAACUCCAUUUAUACCACAGCACUGGCUUCAUUGAAAGCAUCCGCCCAGCUCUGGAGCUGAAUAAGGCUUCUGUCACCAAGUGCUCCCUGUGCCAACUUGAGCUCAGUGCAGCAGAACAGGAGCUGCUCCUCACCCUGCCUGCCCUGCGGUCUCUAGAGGUCUCAAGGACAAACCAAUUACAAGAUCUCAUCCUUCCUAACUUGGACAAGUUCCCGUGCCUGAAAGAACUGUCUGUGACACUACAUGGCAAAGCAGACGUGCUGUCAGUCAUUCCUGAAGAGUUCCCAAACCUCCACCACAUGGAGAAAUUAUCCAUCCAAACUUCCACUGAGUCUGAUCCCUCCAAACUAGUCAAAUUGAUCCAGAAUUCUCCAAACCUUCAAGUUUUCUAUCUGAAAUGUGAUUCCUUUUUGGAUUUUGAGUCUCUCAUGACUGUACUUGCUUCCUGCAAGAAACUCAAAGAGAUUGGGUUUUCUCAAGGAUGUUUUCAAGCCGUGCCAUUUGUCAGCAUUUUGCCAAAUUUUAUUUCUCUGAAGAUACUAAAUCUUAAAAGCCAACAAUUUCCUGAUAAAGAAACAUCAGAAAAUUUUGCACACACUCUAGGUUCUCUCAGGAACCUGGAGGAGAUGCUCCUUCCCCAUGGGGACGGGAUUCAUCACGUGGCCAAGCUGAUUGCCAGGCAGUGUCUACAGCUGCAGAGUCUCCGAGUUCUCUCCUUUCACUACAGUUUGGAUGAUGACAGUGUGAUGGAAAUCGCCAAGGUGGCAAUCAGUGGAGGCUUCCAGAAACUUGAGAACUUAGAUCUUUCACUGUGUCACAAGAUCACAGAGGAAGGGUACAGAAAUUUCCUUCAAGCCCUAGACAACCUGUCAAACUUGCAAGAGCUGAACAUUUCCAGGCAUCUCCCAGAAUGUAUGAAAGUUCAGGCCGCCACUGUCAAGGCCCUGAGUCAGUGUGUGUUGCGACUGCCAAGGCUCAAUAGUCUGAAAAUGUUAAGUUGGCUCCUGGAUGAAGAGGACAUGAAGCUUCUUAAUGCUGUGAAAGAAAGACAUCCUCAGUCUAAACGCUUCAUUAUUUUCUGGAAAUGGGUCCUGCCAUUCUCUCCAGUCAUUCAGAAAUAAAAGGUGCCGCUGAGGACUACCGGACCAAGAAAUUUUGUCAGCAGUUCUGAAACCUUGAUCUUUUCUUAAAUCUUUGUUGUUGUUGUUGUUGUUGUUGUUGUUGUUGUUGUUGUUGUGUUGUUGUUGUUUUUCUCCGGUCUCCCAAGUCCCAGUCCACUUAGAAGUUAGUAUGUGGCCCAGGCUAGCCUCAAUCUUACAGAGAUCCACCUGCCUCUGCUUCCCAAGGGCUGGGAUUAAAGCACGCACCACCACUCCAGCAUCUAAAACCUUAAUCUUGAAAAACAUUUUACUCCUGCCAAGCAUGAUGGCACACACCUUUCAUCCCAACGUUUAGGAGAUGGAUGCAGGAGAUCAACAGGUUGAGACUAGUUUGGGUUACAAGAUAUUGCAUCAAAAACUAAAAUUUAACUAUUGUACAAAGAGAAUGUUCAUAAACUCUGUGAGGCUCAUAAUUUUUAAGAAGCUUGCAUGCCCAUCAUUGAGCUUAAGAGCUAUCAUGAGCAGUACCUUCAUAGUCCUUGUGUGGGCCUUCUGUCAUCAGGUUCAUACAGCGAACCCUCCAUUAUCAAGGUCAUCAGGGAGAGGCUUGGAAAAGGAAUAGGGGCCUAUGUAAAAGCCAUAUCAUGGAAGGAAUGUUCAAAUUUAGGUAAAGAUUUAAGGUUUUGUUUGGCUCCACACAUGAGGAAACACGAGUUGGCUUUACCAUAAGAUGCAGAUGUCUCUCUUUUCGGGGGCAUACUCUUUAGUCUUUGUAGGUCGUUUUUGUAUAUUGCACUUUCCUCGAUCUGAGAGAGCUUGCUUGUAGCAUCUCUUUUUCCAUUGCCAGUAUGAGCAACAAAUUAAGUUCAUAGAAAAUGGCUUCUGUUUCAGAGCCUUCUAAGAGUUUCACAUGUGCUAUAAUGGACUUACAAUUUUCUUAAAAUCCACUCUUACAUGUAUAUGGUGUAAUCCCAUAAGUUUUUAAAAACAUUGUUUCUGGAUGCAUUAAGUAUUUCAGGGUAUGUUAAUUAAUUUAAGAUGAUCAUUUACCACUUCAUUGUGUGUAU
Molecule: messenger RNA, 5135 nt
Organism: Nannospalax galili (Upper Galilee mountains blind mole rat)
Lineage: Eukaryota; Metazoa; Chordata; Mammalia; Rodentia; Spalacidae
Product: baculoviral IAP repeat-containing protein 1a-like
Exons: 13
Coding region: 1-4089 (1362 amino acids)
Biological process (GO): defense response to bacterium; detection of bacterium; inflammatory response
Cellular component (GO): IPAF inflammasome complex
Molecular function (GO): ATP binding; cysteine-type endopeptidase inhibitor activity involved in apoptotic process
Source: RefSeq, a predicted model, not a curated record